UUUUUCUUUUCUCUUUUCUGCCAAACAGCCUUUGGUUUCAAUUCCACCUCUCGUUUUAUUUGUGCUCCAAACUUCUUCAAAUAUGUCCCAUCCCCUCAUCACCAUCAGCCAUAACUUCUACACAGAACGAACCUCAAAUAUCUCGCCGCUUCUCUCUCUGAAGAGAGACACAAACAACAACAAUAAUGGCAGCUUGCACAGUGUACACAACAACAAAGUCUCUCAACACAAAAUGCUCCAUUUCAUCUCCAUCAAAAUCACAUUGGGGUUAUUUUGCCCAGAAACAGCGGCUAGUUAUCUUCAGGACAAGAAGAAGAAGCAGCCUAUGUGUGAUAACAUGCGGUGCAGUUGCAGGUGAUCAUGAUCAGACGGUAGUGAUUGGUCUUGCUGCAGAUUCAGGCUGUGGCAAGAGCACAUUCAUGAGAAGACUAACCAGUGUGUUUGGAGGAGCAGCAGAACCACCAAAAGGAGGGAAUCCAGAUUCCAACACUCUCAUUAGCGACACCACAACAGUUAUUUGCUUAGAUGAUUAUCAUUCAUUGGACAGAAAUGGAAGAAAAGAGAAAGGAGUCACAGCACUUGAUCCCAGAGCCAACAAUUUUGAUCUUAUGUGUGAACAAGUUAGGGCACUUAAGGAUAGAAUUGCUGUGGAGAAACCCAUUUAUAAUCAUGUCACUGGUCUCUUGGAUCCUCCUGAGCUCAUCAAGCCUCCCAAAAUCUUGGUCAUUGAAGGUUUGCAUCCAAUGUUUGAUCCUCGGGUGAGAGAACUGCUGGACUUCAGUAUCUACUUGGACAUCAGCAAUGAAGUGAAAUUUGCAUGGAAAAUUCAGAGAGACAUGGCAGAGCGUGGGCACAGUCUUGAAAGCAUCAAGGCUAGCAUUGAAGCUCGGAAGCCUGAUUUUGAAGCCUUUAUUGAUCCUCAGAAGCAAUAUGCAGAUGCCGUGAUAGAAGUGCUGCCAACCCAGCUCAUUCCAGAUGAUAAUGAAGGGAAGAUUUUAAGAGUGAGGUUAAUACAGAAAGAAGGGGUUAAGCAUUUUAGCCCUGCUUACUUGUUUGAUGAAGGCUCUACCAUUUCCUGGAUACCAUGUGGGAGGAAGCUAACUUGCUCUUAUCCUGGUAGUAAAUUCUUCUAUGGACCAGAGACUUACUAUGGUCACGAGGUAUCAGUUGUGGAGAUGGAUGGGCAAUUUGACAAACUAGAUGAACUGAUUUAUGUUGAGAGCCAUCUCAGUAACCUCUCAACAAAAUUCUAUGGAGAGGUCACACAGCAGAUGUUGCAACAUGCUGAUUUCCCAGGAAGCAACAAUGGGACAGGUCUUUUCCAGACAAUAAUUGGUUUGAAGAUUAGAGAUUUAUAUGAGCAAAUAAUAGCCAGCAGGGCUAGGACUCCAGUAGGAGCAGCACAGGCCUAGAGAACCUGCCAUUAUACAUAUUGAACAAGGCAGGCUCUGAAACACUCCCACAAUCAUUUAUUCUAUUGUGUUUCCCCUUUUUUUGGGGAUAUUUUCUGUUGAUUUGUCUAUUAUGGGCGGUCUUCAUUAAAUUGAGAAUACUCUGGAUGUACUUAUUGGAUCUGUUUCAAGUUAUGAAAUAGAGAAGCAAAAGCUGGGAUGAAAUAUCCCAGAAGGUU
Messenger RNA from Neltuma alba, 1630 nucleotides. RefSeq names its product phosphoribulokinase, chloroplastic. NCBI's taxonomy places the organism in Eukaryota, Viridiplantae, Streptophyta, Magnoliopsida, Fabales, Fabaceae. The record is from RefSeq and is a predicted model, not a curated record. The transcript is spliced from 5 exons. Gene Ontology annotation, biological process: carbohydrate metabolic process. Gene Ontology annotation, molecular function: phosphoribulokinase activity; ATP binding. The coding region runs from base 186 to 1412 and encodes 408 amino acids.